Penicillium samsonianum is the source of this 1734-nucleotide messenger RNA. Its product is annotated as cytochrome P450. Bases 1 to 1734 code for a protein of 577 amino acids. Gene Ontology annotation, molecular function: oxidoreductase activity, acting on paired donors, with incorporation or reduction of molecular oxygen; iron ion binding; heme binding. The record is from RefSeq and is a predicted model, not a curated record. Lineage: Eukaryota; Fungi; Ascomycota; Eurotiomycetes; Eurotiales; Aspergillaceae. The transcript is spliced from 5 exons.
AUGGUCAAUUUGCGGUCGUACUUCUACCACACCGACACUUCUGGGAUCCGGUUCACCGAUCCAGCUACAAUCGGACCUCGCGUUCUUGUGAAGGCAUUUGGCGUCAUGUUUCACAACAAUCCACAUCUGGAGGUGCAUACCAAGCCAUUUUUGAACCCACGGGGACGGCAUGCCUGGAUGGGUCAUAAUGGUUUCGAGGAUUGUAAUUCCCUCUGCGACAUCUUCUCAAGUCAUGGCCCUCCGGCCUUACGCGUAACCGUUCAUAUUAUUGAAUGUCGUGGAAUCAUGGAGGAUGGAAACGGUCUAGGAUCCUGGGAAGAUGGUGAUAUGACCAAUCAGAAAAUAGCCCAAACAAUAGCUGGAUUUAUCAAGUGGUUACCGCUACAACUUCGUAAGCUAUUGCAGAGGCAAUACACCAACGAAAUAUACAAGGACAAACGUUUGAGUUUUAUGGCGGUACUGGCCAAGGAAAUGUUCCCGGAAUACCCUGGCUUUGACCUCUUUAGAGAAGGGACGGAUGGGAGUACGGUCAUACAAGACGCCGUCAAGUUCGGAUCAACCCGGUGUUUGAGUACGUACCGAAUCGCCAUUUUCAGAAGGGCAAGCUCAUCCUUUUUCUUUUUCGACGCUACAGGUAAUUCCACCAGACUCAUGUCAGAGAAUGUUGGUAUUCUACUCGAAAAAGCCUGGGGCGAUGAGCCGAAUUGGCACAAUGUGGUCACAAAAUCUUCCGUCCACGAAAUCAUCGGCCACAUAUCGGCCUUGCUAUUCUACGGGCCGGAAUUAUCCAAGAAUCAAGAAUGGCUGGAAGUCACAGAAGAGUAUACUUCGAUUGGAUUUGAAGCAGCCCGCGAGCUACGCCUUUGGCCCCAUAUUUUUAGACCCUUUAUUCACUGGUUUCUGCCCUCUUGUCGUCGACUGCGGUAUCUUGCCAGGAGAACACGGAGCUUGAUCGAGCCGGGUAUCGCCGCUCGAGAGCGAGAGAACUCCAGACGUGAGGCAGAGGGCCAGGAGCCACUCACAUACGAUGACGCGAUCGAAUGGACCAAAAAAGCUGCCAAGGGGCGUCAGUACGAUGCGGCGAUGAGCCCAUUGCUUUUCUCGAUCAAUGCCCUCCACACAACCACCGACCUAUUGACGCAGACCCUUCUGGACCUCAGCACUCGGCCCGAAUUGAUCCAGGCCCUGCGUGAGGAGGUUAUCUCAGUUCAACCCCAGGAAAAAGGUUGGAAGAACUCAAUCCUAGGGCAACUACGGCUGAUGGAUAGUGCCGUGAAAGAAAGCCAACGACUGAAACCCACUGAGUCGAGUAUUCCUUAUGAGAAGGUCCGCGAUGCAAGACAUUACCUUCGCGGAUGGCACCCAAAUUCCCAGAGGACAGUGCUCGGCAUCCCCAUCUUCAACAUGCGAAACUCAGAAAUAUACCCCAACCCUGAUACAUACGAUGGCCAUCGAUUCAUGAAAAUGCGGAAGGAGACUGGCUCUGAUGGAGUAAGCCAGCUUGUUGCGACAAGUCCAAUUCAUUUGGGUUUUGGUCAUGGAAUCCAUGCAUGCCCAGGGCGGUUUCUUGCAGCAACCCAGGUUAAAAUCAUACUCUCCCAUAUGGUGAUGAAAUAUGAUUUCAAGCUGGGUGAUGGCUCAGAGACGAAGUUUGAUUCUUUUGGUAUAGAGUUAAUCUCAAAUUCGGAAGCGACACUGGCAGUCAGGAGAAGGGAAGACGAGGUAAAAUUCUAG